CACAGUCCCCCUUGUACCUGUAGCAAUAUCAUAUAUCACAGUCCAGCUUCCUUACCGAAAUAUAAACCAUAAUCACCUACACGUCACCGCAGUGUGUUUUCAUUACAUACACAACAGCAUCUCAGAGAUGCCUGUCCAGUCAGGAAAAAAGGCUUAAUUCAAUUUCUCCACAAACUUCUGAUAAUAUUGUUCUGACACAAAUCUAAUCAACUGCCUAUUGCCUGGCUAAUUAAGUCUCAUCAUGGCCGGACGAAGUAUUAGAUCACAGUUUAAUGUAGUAGUCUAAGUGCUCAUGGAAAUUGACUUGAACUUGGUGGAGAAACAUGACCCGUGAAAUGUCAAAGGUAGCUGUUAUAGAUAUGCAACGCCCUCUGUUGUGUUACUUUAAGAAGACAAACACUAGCAAUAUCUUAAUUUUCAGAAAGCACGUUUUGCAUGUAAAGUAGCUACAUCAAUUGUUUACCCACUUAAGUUUAAACGAUUUAAAGACACUGUAUUCAGAAAGUUUCAAUUAACCAUAAAGAUUACGACCAAAAAUAGCAAUAAAUAGUAAAUAGCAGUUUGUUAAUCUUUAAGCACACAAUGCAAUGCUUUGUUAAAUCUUUUAGAUGUGGGUGACUUGGGGCAUAGUCUAAAGUGCUGUGGGCCCUUGCAAUUGAUGAUGCAGUUGAGGGCGGGUGGACUAAGUGCUGUAAUUGACACAGCCUAAGCGCUUAUGGGAAGCUUAGAGAUAACUAAUGGAGCUUAGGGGGCAUCAGUAGUUGGAAGCUGCCCCGGGACAGCAGCCUGCCAGAAUCCUACAAACACCGGCAACAAAUCAGCAGAAAUGAAGGUUUCAGCACUCUGGACAGCGUUCUGGGUUUUCAUGUGUGGAGCUGCAUUUGCUUGCUCAGUAAAGAAGACGGGAAACAAUGCUGGGCGUUUCGCCAAUGCCACACUGGUUCGGUUAAAUGAGUUUUUAAGUGCCGGAUAUAAGAAAGGAGUUCGACCAGUACACGACUGGAGAAAUUCAACCAACGUGGAAAUUGACUUAAUGGUUUACGCUAUUCUUAAUGUGGAUGAGAAAAACCAGGUCUUGACAACAUACGUGUGGUACAGACAGCAAUGGACAGAUGAGUUCCUUGUGUGGGAUCCUGAAGAAUUUGAUGAAGUCACGCAAAUUUCCAUGCCUACUGCCAACAUCUGGAUUCCUGAUAUCCUAAUCAAUGAGUUUGUGGAUGUCGGAAAGUCUCCUGAUAUCCCAUACGUCUAUGUGAACCACAAUGGAACUGUGCGCAACUAUAAACCCAUCCAGGUGGUGACAGCCUGUUCCCUUAACAUCUAUAACUUUCCGUUUGAUGUCCAAAACUGUAGCCUGACUUUCCAGAGCUGGCUGCACACGAUAAAGGACAUAAACAUCAGUCUCAUAAGGUCACCUGAGGAAGUAAUGUAUGACAAGAAGGUGUUCAUGAAUCAGGGUGAAUGGGAACUGCGUCAUGUUCUCACCAAAUACACAGGCUUCAGUGUGGAAGUAGAUGAAUUGUACGCUGAAAUGAAGUUUAAUAUUGUGAUUCGACGUAGACCUCUGUUCUAUACAGUAAACCUCUUGUUGCCCAGUAUAUUCCUGAUGGUGAUGGACAUAGUUGGGUUUUACCUGCCUCCAGACAGUGGAGAGCGAGUCUCCUUCAAAAUCACUCUUCUCUUGGGAUAUUCAGUCUUUCUCAUCAUUGUUUCUGACACCCUGCCAGCUACUGCCAUAGGGACCCCACUCAUCGGUGUGUAUUUUGUGGUGUGCAUGGCUCUGCUGGUGAUCAGUCUGACAGAGACGGUUCUGAUCGUGCGGCUGGUGCACAAACAGGAUCUGCAGUCCCGUGUGCCCCAGUGGGUCAAGCACCUGGUGCUUGAGAAGGCCACGGCCCUGCUCUGCAUUCGCAAUAAGAAGUUCUGCACCCUCCUCUCUCAGGGAUCUGACGUACCUCUCUACAAAGAGAACAACAUGAACACAGCAGUGCGCUGCAACCAUCACAGCUGCGAGGGAUCCAGAGACACGGGGAGAAGCUUGGGUUUGGGUCUGACAGCGCGGGACAGCGGCGCUCCUGUCAUGGACAGCAUUUUGCACGAGAUCACCACCAUCCGUCAGUUCAUAGAGAAGAAGGACGAGAGCAGGGAGAUUGCUAAAGAGUGGCUGCAGGUAGGGUACGUACUGGACGUGCUGUUGUUCAGAGUCUACCUGCUGACCGUGUUGACCUACAGCAUCACGUUGGGCACACUCUGGUCUGUAUGGCAGAACGCCUGACCGCAGAGAUGGAUCACAGAUAGAAGGCGCCAACUGUAUCUCGCUGCUUAAAAUAAAAGCAGUGGUCGAUGUAAGUGAAUGUGCUGGUAAUGUGAUUGCUAUCUCACAGCAGAAUAACUUGUUGUGCACCAUGACGCAGAAAUGUGCUUACUUAAGAAGUUAUUACUGUACUUGUGGACUGCUGUGAUGACCAGAUCCAUGACAGCUGCUACAGUACAACAGAUUUUUCUUUAUUACAUAAACAUUUUAAAGGGGCCAUGGCAUGAAAAUCUGACUUGCUAUGAUUGGGUCCCCAGUGCUUCUAUCAACCUAGAAAAUGUGAAAAAGAUCAACCCAAUAACCAUUCUCUACAAGCACAUGAAAAAAUAGGUCGUUGAAAUUUGGCUCUCCUUAUGAUGUCAUAAUAAUACCACCCCUUAAUCUGCACUAUCCAACCACAGCACUGCCAUUUAGUGCAGAGAAAAGCACAAUUGAGUUUGAAUUGCAACAAACCCUCAUCAUUGUGAUCAGUGUUUGAAUUUCAUCAGCUCAUUUGCAUUUUAAAGGACACACCCAAAACGGCACAUUUUUGCACACACCUACAAAGUGGCAAUUUUAACAUGUUAUAAUAAAUUAUUUAUAUGGUAUUUUGAGCUAAAACUUCACAUAUGUGCUCUGGGGACACCAAAGAUUUAUUGGACAUCUUAAAAAAGUCUUGUGACAUGGCCCCUUUAAUAUGAGCGGUCAAACUAAAUAUCACAAUGGAUAUUAAGUACACCAGCAUGUGUGCUUUUAUCCACCAGACGUUCAUAUCAUGCGACAUACAUUUCAGACAGAAUAUAGCCA
Misgurnus anguillicaudatus (oriental weatherfish) is the source of this 3100-nucleotide messenger RNA. It is a transcript of the gene htr3a, whose product is annotated as 5-hydroxytryptamine (serotonin) receptor 3A. Gene Ontology annotation, cellular component: postsynaptic membrane. Gene Ontology annotation, molecular function: transmembrane signaling receptor activity; extracellular ligand-gated monoatomic ion channel activity. NCBI's taxonomy places the organism in Eukaryota, Metazoa, Chordata, Actinopteri, Cypriniformes, Cobitidae. The record is from RefSeq and is a predicted model, not a curated record. Gene Ontology annotation, biological process: monoatomic ion transmembrane transport.